CGUCAAACAGUCACUAACACAAACGAACACAGAAAGGGCUUUAAAAUUGAAACCGAAGCUCCAAAUCUCACUUGCCGUCGCCAUGGCUAUGGCUACUGCUUCUUUUCCUCCGCCGUCGGCCACCGCCUUCUCUGCAACUUCGUCAAUUGUAUUCGAGAUCGGAAAGUUCAACGCCGUACUUGAAAAGGUCGAAUCGGCUGGAUGUUGUUCAUCCGGCCGACAUCUUCCGGCUCCUCCGCCGAAGCCACUACUAAUCGGCCGGCCUUCCAUCGCCGGAGAGUUCCCGGUGCUGCUGCUAAUCCAUGGCUAUCUCCUUUACAACACUUUCUACUCUCAGCUUAUCCAUCAGAUCGCCUCUCAUGGCUUCAUCGUCAUCGCCCCUCAGCUAUACUCAGUGGCUGGACCAGAUACAAGCGAAGAAAUCAAAGCAACAGCCGCCGUAAUAAACUGGCUGCCGGAGGGUCUCCGGCAGCACCUCCCCCCGCACGUGAACCCAAAUCUAAACAAAAUAGCUCUCUCCGGCCACAGCCGCGGCGGCAAAACCUCCUUCGCCUUAGCCCUAGCUUUAGCCGAACAGAAAUCUCCAAAAUUAUCAGCCUUAAUCGGGCUCGAUCCAGUGGACGGAACGGGCUCCGGAAAGCAAACGCACCCCCCAGUCCUCAAAUACAUCCCACAAUCCUUCGAUUUAGGGCUGCCGGUUCUGGUAAUCGGGUCGGGUCUGGGAGAAUUGAAGAGGAAUCCCCUGUUUCCCCCAUGCGCUCCGAAGGGCAUCAACCAUGAAGAGUUCUUCAAGGAAUGUCGGAAUCCGGCGCACUAUUUUGUGGCGAAGGAUUAUGGACAUUUGGAUUUGCUGGACGAUGAAACUGGAGGGCUUAGAGGGAAGGCGAGCUACUGCUUGUGUAAAAAUGGGGAUUCUAGAGAACCCAUGAGGAGGUUUGUUGGUGGGGCGGUGGUUGCGUUUUUGAAGGCUUAUUUGAAUGGGGAAGACGGAGAUUUGAGAGCCAUUGAAGAUGGGGAUCUCUGCUUGCCUGUUCAUCUUCAGACCGUUGAAUCUCUUCUCUGAACAUUACCUCACGCCCUGUUUGAUAAUAAAUAUAUGUAGAAUAAUUAAA
Cucurbita maxima (winter squash) is the source of this 1112-nucleotide messenger RNA. Its product is annotated as chlorophyllase-2, chloroplastic. Gene Ontology annotation, molecular function: chlorophyllase activity. Bases 83 to 1063 code for a protein of 326 amino acids. The transcript is spliced from 2 exons. Lineage: Eukaryota; Viridiplantae; Streptophyta; Magnoliopsida; Cucurbitales; Cucurbitaceae. The record is from RefSeq and is a predicted model, not a curated record. Gene Ontology annotation, biological process: chlorophyll catabolic process.